UCCGUUGGCCUCUCUCUCAUCGGAAGCGCAAGUGCUCUCAAACCCUAAUGGAGGACGACGCGGGAAUCCACGACGAGGACCUCGACCAUCUCUCACCUCUCGAUGCACCCGGCGACCUCCCCCAAGAAGAUGAAGAGAGUCAUGAAGAAGAAAAUGAGGAACUAGGAGGAGAUUGGGGGUCUAGUUUUCCGACUGUAGCUUCGUACAGACCAAAACUUACAGAAAUAUUAAAGAACUUGCACUCCCCGGAGGUAAAAAUUUAUUCUGAAGCCUCGAAGGAGUUUAUUGAUUUGUUAAGGGGGGUUUCUGGCUGCGAGAUUUUACGCGAGUAUGUUGAGUUAUCGCCCAAAUGCUUGGAGCUUGCAGAAGCUUGGAGACUUCACCAAGGGAAGCCUGGGAUGACCCAUAUAUUGUCAUUGGUGUCAGUGAUCCUUGAACACCCGGAUGGGAAGUCACCGUCUGGUGGGAUCAGCAGAAGUCUCGACAGCUUUGCCCGUUUGUUAAUUGAGUCAAAAUUGAAUGAUAUUUACACUGAACUGAAUAGCCAAGAGCUUCGGCGCCAGAGUGCUGCACUAUUUCUUUUGGCUUCGAUUGUUAAGCGUGGGAUGGGGUUAGCUUCUGAGGUUGCUAAAAUUUUUGAUUUUAAGCUUCCGGUGCUUUCCAAGCUCUCAGGUGUUCAGAAGAAGGGAGGAAAAGAAGUGAGGCAUGGCAAAAAUCGUUCCACAAGGCAGGCCUUUGUUGGGUUUGCCCUUUCAUUCCUGGAGGUUGGGAAUCCUAGACUGUUGAGGUGGAUCAUCCAGCAAAGGGAAAUGUACUCCGGGGUGCUCCGUUGGCUUGGAAGUGAUGACACCGAGACCGUUGUUUAUAUUCUAUCCACACUCCGGGAUAAAAUUUUAAGCGAACACUCCCUCAUUCCUCCGGGACUCCGCAGUGUUCUCUUUGGAAGUGUCACCCUCGAGCAGUUGAGCUAUAUUUCAGGAAAUUCUAUGGCAGGCCCUGGUGCAGAUAUUGCGUAUGAGGUUUUGGUUUUGGUAUGUACUGACCCUAGUAAUGGGUUGAUGCCUGGUUUGAACUUAAAGGGCAAUGAGAAGAGGCUGUUGGCGCUCAUGAAGAAGUUGAAGGCCACUGAAGUUGAUUAUCACAGGGAGUUACUGUUGGCUAUUGUUAAAAAAAGGCCAUCUCUAUGCUCAGCAUACAUGGAUGAUUUCCCAUACAAUUUGGAGCCCCGUCCAUCUUCUUUGUGGUUUGCUGCCGUUUCUCUUGCAGCUGACAUGAUUUCUUCGAUAAAUGCUGAUACUGCUAUUAUGGGUGUUGCUUCCCAUUCCAAUGAUCUGCUAGCUGUGAAUGAUAAUGAACUGCAGAGUAUCUUGAAGUGCAUAAUUCCCCGUGCAUGUACUCGGUCAGUGAUAAAUAAGGGCUUGCUUCACUCUGACAUUCUUGUGCAGCAUGGCACUUUAAGACUUAUUUUGGAAUCUCUCAAAUCACUGCAAAAUCUUAUCAAGGCAAUUGAAGACAUGGUAGAGAGCAUGCAUGUGAGAAAAAUAAUAGAUGGCUCUAGGGAAGUGAUUACUAACUUACAUGGUCUUCCAGGUUUCAGUUGCUUUGAACUUAAUGGAUGUUUGGGAGAUGAAAAUUUCUCUCAUAUGGAUGAACCAGGGGUUGAAAGGUGGGUGUCUGUAAAGCAGUACAUUCAGGAUGAGGUCAGAGCAGUGCUGCCUGAUCCUCAAGUUCUAUUGAAAUUACUCUCUUCACUUAGUUCACUAUGUUGCAGACAUUCUAAAACUUCAGGGAGGAAUCUAAAGAGAUCUGCAGAUUUGCCUGUAGUUGGUGUGAAGAAAUUGAAAUCUGAUACACCUGGUGAGAGUAUUGAUAUAGUUAUAGGUGGGAUUGAUGCUGAACCUACCAAUGAUACCCUUGAUGAACAGAAAGAAGAUAACAAGCAAAAUAUGGAUGUGGAGAAGGAUCAUACAGCAAUAAUAGCUGAACUCUGGGGCUUGAAUCAUCAGGCGAAAAUCCCAGAUGAACCAGGGCAUGCUGAAAUAUUUUUUCACUCCAAACUGCUUGAUGUUCUCAAGUUCUAUCUGUGUACAAUGCCCGUUGCUUUUGAGGGAUCAUUUGACUUCUUCAAAAUUCUACCCAUCAAUCCUUUAACUCUGUCUACUGAUCAGCAACAAUCAUUAUUGUCUUUAUUAGUUGAGUUCGUUGGACAAUCUCCAGGAAGCAGUGGUUCAGCAAGAACCCCGGAUUUGAUGUACAAACACUUGCAGCCAUUGAUCAAUGUCUUGAUAUAUUCACAAGAUAAAAGAGUAAAAGGUAAAGCUUAUGUAUUGGCACGGGCAGCCAUGAUAAGCACUGGUGCUUUUGAUCAAAACUUCUCAGAGAUUGAUGCAUGGUUAUUCUUCUUACCUGGUUACAACAUAAGAAAGUAUUUUGUGGAAACUCAAGGAGCGGAAAUGUUUCAUGACUUCUCUGCUGUUGUCAUAUCGUUUCUUUGUGAUUCUGUUUCAACGGUUGGAAAUAACUUGUACAAGUAUUUGGAUCAUAUGCAAAAGCUUAUCUCUAGAUUAGAUGACUCUAAAGAUGAUUCUCCUGGGUUCAGUCCUCUCGUUGUUUGUAUCCUACAGAAAUGCCUCAGGCUGUUAGAGUCGGAUUCUGGCACCUUUAGAUUGUAUGAGAGAUCCAUGAUUGCUUUAUAUGUGUGCAAUACACUAAGCUUACUUUUGCAGUCUCAGGUAGACAUGAAAACUUUACCUGGUCUGAUAAAUUUGGUUUUAACUGAAAAGUUUACUGAUCAUAUAUCAGUAGCUAAUGAUUCUGAGAGCUCCCUCUGCGAAUGGAGGCCAAUAAAGAAUCUGUUAUGUUUUGCAAGAAGUAUCCUUCAUCAACAGAGUUGUAGUUUCUUUUCAAUAUCAGAAAGUGCUCCUGAAGGGCAUGGUAACUCUUUCUUCUUAGUACUUGCUAAAAUAAAGGAGUUUUUACAUCGGGGAAAUGCUGGCAGUCUAGCUGGAAUGGCUGUUGCCUUUUCAUCAUCAAUCUUAUGUGCUUCUCCUGGGGAUAUAUUGAAAAAUUUCCCUUUACUUCUUACCAUGGCCCAACAGCAUUUCAGAUCUCAUAUCCCUUUCUUGUCAUUGGUACUUUUCUCCGAACAAAAGUUUCUUGCUAAGGUUUCUAAUCUGUGGCCAGAUAUGUUCAUUUGUGGUCUGGAAAUGAUUGAGGGUUCAGAUAGGAAUAACUGCAGAGUGGAUAAUGGACAUUUAAUUCAUAGCAAUGAAUCUGUUUCAUCAGUGUCUCAAAACCAUUUGGAUUCCAGGGAAUCAGCUGCUUCUGCAUUUUGUUUAUUUUUGAGGCAUGCUCCUUUUUAUACACUAUUUUCUGCAUUCUUGAGCUUCGAGAGUUGGAAAAAGCAUUCGACUAGAAUGCUAGACUUAUUUAGAGCUAAAAUAGCUGAAGGUUUGAUUGAUGACUUAAUCACUUAUUUGAGAUAUGCACUAUUUUGGAGUUAUCAGAUAUUGUCAUCCUAUAAAGCUAAGCCAUCUGACAUUCUUGAAGAACUUUUCAUGAUCUGUUUCACUCUUGUUGAUUAUAUAUUUGACCGAAUUGUGGUAUUGGCUUCUGAUCCUGCUAAAUUUCAAACUGAAGGAACAUCUUGUACUACACAAUAUGUUCAAGAUUUAGUUGACCUGAUUUUCCAUCACCCCGUUGUGAGUCUGUCUGUGUCACACCCUUUGUGCUGCAGCCAAGAACAUGCAGAUGAAAGCUUGGGGGACAGUGAGGAAGCCUUUUUGAAUUCCUUAAAACAAAACUUUCAUCCAAUGAACAAUCUUAUGCUGCAAUUUUUGAUUAAGGUUUUUGAGUUUUUGCUAGCUCUGGAAUAUCAGAAUAGUUAUGCAUCUGAAGUCCAUGGUCCUUUUACUGAAUCAGUUUUAGAGGUUCCCAAGCUCCUGGUUCAGAAGGUAGUGUUGUUAUUUAGGGAAAAUUUCGAUCUAUGUGUUGAGAAAAGAGAUCUAGAGCCCCUUAUCCCAUGUUACAACAUCUUUGAUGCUUUCAUGCAUUUUGUAUCUCCGUUUGAACUGCUUGAACUUGUAUUCUGGAUGUUUUCUAAACUGGAAAAUGAGGAUUCUGGCUGUACAUCAGUAUUUACAUCUGCUGUUAUUCUCUGUUUGCAUAUUGCCAAUGGCACAUUGAAUAUGCUAUACAAUCUUUUACAACAGCCAAAGCUGAAAUCAGAAUCUUAUCUGUUUUGGGAAAUGAAGAUUAAGAGUUUCAACACUGCAAUUCUUCAAAGAGUUUUCUAUAAGAUUCUUGAUUUUUCCAUAAGCUUCAAUCUAGAAAGUGCAGAUAUUUGUUUAUUCAGUGUUGUUGAUGCUGUCUAUAGUCUGAGAGUUGCAAAACCUCAGCCUGCUCUGCUUCCAUUGUAUAUGUUGUUGUCUAGGAUGAUCAUCAACAGUCCCGUGAAAUUGCUACUACACUGCUUGUAUCCAACAAGUAAGAUCAAAGCAAAAACUUUGUUUCGGCUCAUUGAAGUGAGCCCUAUGCAUAUGAGGCUUUUUGGCCAGAUAUUCUUGGGUAUUCUGGCAAAACACUUAACUGUUCUGGAUGCUUUAAAUGUGGAUGGUGCAUCUGCAUCUUGGGGUAAAGUGACUGAUAUGAACUGUGACUAUAUCCUUUCAGAGGAUGACUUUGUGCUUCUGUUGCCUUCUGCUUUAUCAUACUUGAUGUCUAGCUUAUGUAACAAUAGGAAGCAGGAUAUCAAACUUUUUGGAUCUAUACCAACAUUUUACUUUAAAAUUUUAAUGGAUGGUUUCUCGAAUUGGAACAGCUAUGUGUCUAGAAGCAAUUUUCAGGAGGAAUAUGAUGAAUUUUCACUGACAUCAAUGGAGGAUUUUCAUAAUCUUUUCAACAACUCUCUUCUUGGGAAAGCGGCCACUAUGUUGCAUUACUUUUUCAUCAUAAAUGGAAAUUCAAUUGGAAAGAAACAGCGGUUGAAAAUAUUCGAUGAUAUUUAUUCCCACUCAUCAGAUCUACUUGAUUGUGAUUUUAAAGCAUUCAAUACCUUCUCUUACAAGGAGUCCUUAAAGCUGAUUAAUGAAAUCUCUGCAAAGAUGGCAUUGACAAGGUUAUUGUUAUUUCCUCCUGAAAGUUUAAUGCAGGUUUCAGGAAUUGAAAUAGAAGGACUUGAUAAGAUGACUGUUGAAUGGGAAUCUGAGAGAAUGAAUUCUGCAAAACUAAGGUUUAUGAGCAUUCUGGUCAAGACAUUGGAUUGGAUUGUCAGGGGCUUUCCUCAAAAUAUGGAGGGCACUUUAACAUCUUGCAGUGCUGACAGUUGUCGUGUUUUUAGAUUUUUAGAACAUUCCAUUUUGAGGAACAUUAUUCAGCUGUCAAUAAAGAUUAAAACCUAUCUUAUCCAGUUGCCAUCUAUUCCGUUUCUAAAGUUAUUUAUUAGAUCUUGCCUCCUCAAUAGAUUUGAGGAUCCUGUUACUUUAAAAGCAAUUCGCUGCAUUCUUGCUUCACUGUCAGAAGGAAGCUUUUCCUCUACUGAAAUUCUUGAUCUCUUGCUUGGACACUCUCAGUUUGUAUUGACAAUUCUCUGCGGUGAUGCCACUUCUGAUUCAUCUUCUUUUGCACCCAGUGGAACAUUAUUGCAGCCAGUCCCUAGUAUCUUGAAAUCAGUUGAUGUCAUUUGUAUUGAUCAAAUCACACAAAAGGGCGGGGUCAUCUGUGAUAUGUUGUCCAAGCUGAAAAAUGAAAACUGUUCUCUAGAAAAGAGAAGGUUGGAACUAAUUAAGUUGCUCAGAGUAUUGUAUCAUUUUAGAAAUAGAGAAAACAAUACCGGGCUUGUAAAAGAUGAUCGCAUGGAUUCAAAGGAAUUGAUUUUCUUGCUCUUAUCUGCCUAUGGUGCAACUCUGAGUGAAACUGAUCUAGAGAUACUCCAUCUCAUGCAUCAGAUUGAAUCAAUUGAAGGAUCAGAGUAUGAUACAAUUGCUGAAAUGGAUUAUCUGUGGGGUAGUUCUGCCUUGAAGUUUAAAAAAGAACUCACAGUAGAUAAAUUAGCAUCUUGUUCAACUGAAGAACGACACAGAAUGCUGUUCAGAGAGAACAUUCCAGUUGAUACAAAGCUAUGCAUGAAGACAGUUCUGCAUUUUUGCUAUAAUAGAUCUUCACGGACUGCUAUUGUCUCCCUGAAAAAACUUUUGGAGGACAACUUUGUUGAUACGACAGAGAGACCAUCUUCAAAUGAUCACCUACUUCAACGAUAUGAUCCUGCUUUUAUACUGAGGUUCUCCAUUCAUUGCCUAUUGAUGGGUUACAUUGAAGCCAUAGAAUUUUCUCGACUAGGCUUGCUUGCGAUUACAUUUGUUAGCAUAUCUUCACCUGAUGAUGAUUUGCGAAAAUUAGGUUAUGAGUCCCUUGGAAGCUUCAAGAAGGCUUUGCAGAAUUAUCGAAAAAGCAAGGAUGCAUUGCAGCUUCAACUACUUCUAACAUAUUUGCAAAACGGGAUAACAGAACCAUGGCAGCAAAUCCCCUCUAUGACUGCUAUUUUCGCUGCAGAAGCAUCUUUUACACUGUUGGAUCCAUCGCAGAAUCAUUUCUUUACAAUUAGCAAACUCUUGAUGCGCUCUCCUAAAGCGAACCUGAUGAGUGUUCCGUUAUUCCAUACGUUGUUUGAAAGUAGUUCCAUCCAUUUCAAAAUGGACCGUUUGUGGAUUCUUCGACUAAUAUAUGCAGGGCUGAAUUUAAACUGUGAUGCUAAAAUAUAUAUGAGAAACAAACUUCUAGAGCUGUUGCUGAGUUUUUAUGCCUCUUCACUCUCAGAUCCUGAGUCCAAAAUUUUGAUUCUUCAGAUAAUAAAGAAAUCUGUUAAACUGCCUAUGCUAGUUCAUUAUUUAGUGAAGGAAUGUGGUUUACUUCCCUGGUUAUCCACUGUUCUGUUGUUCUAUGGUGAGAGGCUAGGUGGAGAUCACAAAGAAUCUUCUUUAAGAGCUAUGGAGUUGGUUUUAAAGGUAAUUAAUGAUGUGGUGUCCUGGAGAACAAUCGCUGAGUGGCUGCAAGAGUGUGCUGUUGAGCAGCUGUCAGAAUUUUCAACGCACUUAUAUGGAGUGUUUGUGAAUGCUAUCAAGUUGCUGAAAGAAAAUGUUUCAUUAGUAAACUCUAUGUUACAUGUGUUAGGAUCAACACUCAGGUUAUCACAAAAAAGGAAGAUAUUCCAGCCACAUUUUACCCUAUCGCUCAAGGGCUUAUUUCAACUGUACCAAGCCAUCUAUAGUGAAUUCAAUAACAUGGUGUUUAAUCUUACCAUUGAACUUGCGAUAGAUACCAUCCUCAUGAGCACACCUGUUCCCGUUGUAUCUCACAUGGAUAGGGCAAGAUUAUCAAAACUUCUCAUGUGGGCAAUUUCAUCUGUUUUGAGAUCAUUCUCUGAUCAGAGUUAUCUGACCAAGGAACCGGACCCUGAUAUGCUAAUUUCAUAUGAGGAUCAUGGAGAAGAAUCUCGAAUUUCAAAGCUAUUACGAUGGGCAACAGCUUCACUAAUCCUAGGAAGCAUUUCAAACAAAGCUUCUGCAAUGAAGACACAUGUUUCUUUGGGAUCAAGCUGCAAAACUCUGCAGUGUCUACUGGAAGAUGUAAUCAAAGAAGGUGAAAAUGAACAAAAUAAUUCUCAUGCUAAUGAGGCAUUAGCUAUUGUAAUACUGUACCUCCAACAGCUUCUCGGAAGAAACUCUAGUGGUCUUUCCUCCGUCAUACUAGCAUUAUGUUUGCUACUUUUCCCGAAUGCGUCUAACAUAGCAGACAAGGAAUAUUUGGAUGUGAAUCGUGGUCAAAUAGCAUUGCUUUGCUCGAAGAUACGUUGCCCUGUUGAAGCUAAUCCUUCUUGGAGAUGGUCAUUUUAUCAACCAUGGAAGGACCUCUCGUCUGAGCAAUCUGAGAUGGAGCAGAUGGAAGAAGAGCAGGCCUGUCAGAGCCUUCUGAUUUUGUUUUCAAAUGCUCUUGGAGGGAGGCCAUUUUGUUUACCAGUUCUCUCGCCUAAAGAUGUUGAACAGUCUGGCUUGUUUGAGUGGGAGAAGGAAACAUUUCUUGGAAGCAGAACUUAGCAGCAGGUUGAAAGCAAACACACACAAGGUUUUAUGAUCUUCGAUGUUUGUAGCAUUAUGAUUUUUGGUCAUAUUCUUUGUAUCAUUUAAUUGUAUUGAUGCUGUAUUUUUUAUGUAAAUAUUAUGAACCACAGCUAGCUGGUCCUUCAGCCUGUGACAAUUCAGUCUGAUUGCACCAAAGAAAAGAAACAUUACUUCUGGUCUUCUGGGUGUCUACAUGCAGCCAGUGUUUAAAUGAGACCUCACUUGAGCUGGAAUGAGCAGUUUGCUAAUUGUGCGAGCUGUAGAUAAAGUAGAUACCUGUUCAAAGCAAACAUUUUUGCAUCUAGAGGAUGCAGUUGGUC
This is a messenger RNA of Phoenix dactylifera (date palm), 8434 nucleotides long. Its product is annotated as ribosome 60S biogenesis amino-terminal protein. Gene Ontology annotation, cellular component: nucleolus. Gene Ontology annotation, biological process: maturation of LSU-rRNA from tricistronic rRNA transcript (SSU-rRNA, 5.8S rRNA, LSU-rRNA); maturation of 5.8S rRNA from tricistronic rRNA transcript (SSU-rRNA, 5.8S rRNA, LSU-rRNA). The record is from RefSeq and is a predicted model, not a curated record. NCBI's taxonomy places the organism in Eukaryota, Viridiplantae, Streptophyta, Magnoliopsida, Arecales, Arecaceae.